GGCCACCCCCAAGCCACUGCACUGCGGCACUUCUAGGAGUUUCGCUGCCCUAGGGAUCUCAUAAGAGUGGGGGCACAGCGUUUGUUUUAUUUCACGUAACAGCAUCUUCGAGGCUCGCCCAUGCCCAUGGGUUAGAAAUCCCUUCUUAGGUAAGACUCCACACCAUCCCACCGCGUGGAUAACGCCUGUUUUGGUUUUGUCUGCGCACAUGCAUCGGUGGGUACUGGGCUGCUUCCUCCACUUGACUGAGGUGAUCCUGAGCGAUUGCCGAGUGAACCCAGGCUGGGAUUCCGGGUCACGGCCACUGUGCACAACUUUUGGAUGUCUGCUACUCCUAGCAGCGCCUGGGGGUCCAAUUACCCCCACCUUCUCGCUACCGCAUUACCGCCUGCGGUAUCUGUAUAGUAGCCAUUCUGGCGGUUUUGAACUGCAUCCCUUCUGGGACACGGACAGUCUCCUUUCUCCGCCAACUACUCGUGCUCGUGGGGUGCUGCAGGCCCUUUAACCGGUCAUCGCCGCCCUAGCCUCCUCCGAGGGAGAAAGCUCAGAUGCCCAGGAGCCCGGUCGGCGGGCCACCACCGAGUCGCGGUCCUCCCGCGUCUAGACCUGUUCGGAGGCACGCCGGAAGUGGAUGAGGCUGGCCGGAAGUGAGCGCAACGCCGCAGCCCCGAGAUGAAGCCGGCCGUGGAUGAGAUGUUCCCCGAGGGCGCGGGGCCCUACGUGGACCUGGAUGAGGCUGGAGGGAGCACCGGCCUCCUGAUGGACUUGGCAGCUAAUGAAAAGGCAGUUCAUGCGGACUUUUUUAAUGAUUUUGAAGAUCUCUUUGAUGAUGAUGAUGUCCAGUGAAGCUGUCCAGUCGUAUAUGCUCCACAUUUGUGAUGUGUCUCGAAUUUCUCAGGACAGGAUCGGAUGAUCAUAGAGACCUUGCAGAGAUCACUAGAAGUCAGGACCUGGUCAGCCAAAGGAGGGGGACUGUCUGAACCAGCUGAGCGCUGCUGUCUCUGAGAAUGCUAGCCCCUCGUUCUUACGUAAAUUAAAAACAGUACCAUGACACGCA
Peromyscus eremicus (cactus mouse) is the source of this 1057-nucleotide messenger RNA. RefSeq names its product COP9 signalosome subunit 9 (gene Cops9). The transcript is spliced from 3 exons. Lineage: Eukaryota; Metazoa; Chordata; Mammalia; Rodentia; Cricetidae. The record is from RefSeq and is a predicted model, not a curated record. Gene Ontology annotation, biological process: negative regulation of protein neddylation. Bases 673 to 846 code for a protein of 57 amino acids.